AUGGCGGGCCGCAGAACCGGAGGGACCACUCCGGACGGCUCGCAGGCAGGAGACACAAAUAGCAGCGAGCAGAUCGACAGCAUGCGGUCUGAGAUCAGUUCGCUGACACAGCAAAUGGGCCAGCUGGUGCAGCUGGUCGGAGGACUUGCUGCACGUAUAGAGGAGAAGUCCGGCGGUGCCACGGAGGGCGCCGCUGAAAGCGGCGGCGCCGUGGAGAGCGUCGCCACAAGCACUGCAGGUCAUUUUGGGACCGUGCAGUACGACGGGAGCGCGCAGGCAGCGGACCUGCGAAGAGAGUCUGGUCCUUCGGGACGACACAGCGGCGAAGUAGGGGGUUCAGACCCCCAAGAGCACGCCGAUAUGCUGACCAAGGUCCUUGGUAGGGGCAAGUUGGAGUACCACCGGAAGGCUCUGAUGAACCUGCCGAUGUAGUGUUCUGGUCUCGUUUUCGUGGCGUUUGUUUUGUUUUGUUCUAGCACUGGGCGCGUCUCGGACCAUGUGUAUGUGUUGCUGUUUUGUUUGAGUCAUCUAGCUGCUGACACGAUGACUGUUGGAUCUUGGGAGUGUACGAUUAUCAAAUUGGGAGAUGCAGCAUACCACGAUAUCCUGGCUUCGGCUGGGCUUGAAAUAACCCUUUUGCUGUCCUCCGCUCUUUGCAUCAGUGGCUUCCUAGGUUCGAGGGAGGGCAUGUGUGUAGCUGAGAUGUGUGUCUACGUGAAAUAACAUGUAGAGAGAGUCGUAUUGGCUUUCGCAUCAAGCGCAUUGCGCAUUUUUCGAAUUUCGGCCCCCUUCCAGGGACCUUGAUUUGUACCCGCUGGCACUGACGUCUUUUAAUCGGUCAGCCGGUUAGCG
Molecule: messenger RNA, 852 nt
Organism: Ectocarpus sp. CCAP 1310/34
Lineage: Eukaryota; Phaeophyceae; Ectocarpales; Ectocarpaceae
Source: the annotation of a GenBank genome assembly